Molecule: messenger RNA, 930 nt
Organism: Fonsecaea erecta
Lineage: Eukaryota; Fungi; Ascomycota; Eurotiomycetes; Chaetothyriales; Herpotrichiellaceae
Exons: 5
Coding region: 1-930 (309 amino acids)
Source: RefSeq, a predicted model, not a curated record
AUGUGGAAAACAAUCACCCACGGCUCCAGGCGGCACACUGACCUCUCGGAGAGAUCGGUCACCCGCACGGACUCGCUGGUUGAGCGGGAGCACAAGGCGCUCGCGGAGCUCAGAGAGCUGUGCCGCAAGAACAACGUGUCGUGGCCCAAGAGUGAACUCGUGGGUGGCGAUUCUGCGGACGACGGCAACGACGACUCCAAUCUCCUGCGAUACUUGCGAGCGCGGAAAUACGACGUUCCCGCUGCGUUCAAACAGUACGCGGCGUCGGCCAAGUGGCGACACGAGAUCCAGUUAGAGAAGGCGUACGACGAUGUCGAUAUCGCGCAAUUCGAGACCAUCAGGAGACUGCAACCCCAAUGGACGGGCCGGCGAGAUGACACGGGCGUCCCCAUCAUGGUCUACGUCGUCGCCGAGGUGAAGCCCGAAGAUAUCCUGGCCUUGCACAAGAUGGACCCGUCAUUGUCCAAAGUCUUCCUCGCUGCCGAGUACGUGACUCAGUUUGUGCAGCCCUUGUGCGGGAAACUCCAGAAUCGCCGGACGACCAAGUCGAUCAAUAUCAUUGACCUGUCCCACGUUGGGAUCGCGACCUUUUGGAGAUUGAGGAAGCUUCUCAACGCGGCCAGCACCAUGGCUACGGCACACUAUCCCGAGACCGUGAAGAGAAUAUAUGUCGUCGGCGCGCCCGCCUUCUUCCCCCAGAUCUGGAAAUUCAUCACCAUGUGGUUCGAGAAGGAGACGACGCGCAAGAUCUUCGUGCUCGGCCACCACGAGAGCGCCGACGUGCUGCGCCGCGACCUGGGCGCCGAGAACCUGCCCCGGCGCUACGGCGGCGAGCUGGAGUGGGAGUUUGGCGCGUUCCCCAACCUCAGCCCGGACGCCGCCGAGGCCUUCAGCAGCUCCCUGUUCACCAAGUGGGUCGAGGGACCCUGA